AUGGCAACCCACCUCACUAUCCCCCAUGCUCUCAAGUCUCUCACAGAACUUCAUCAAGAGCUCGAUGGCCUCCGCAUCGAGAUCGAGAUGCGGCACAUCCACCUCGGCAGCACUCUCAGGCAGCGCUACAUCACCGACCACAAGUUCACCCUCCUUUGUACCCGCAUGUUCCACGCCGGUUACGACAAGGAAACUGGUCUUACCCGCCUCGGUGACCAGGAGACUCAGCCGAUCAUUUCCAUUCUCAGCCGCAUUGAUCGCUACGCCAAGCAAAUUAAGUUAAUCGAUCGUCUUAGGAGGUUUACUGGUCAGAUUUACGAAAGCCUAAAGAGUAUGGAGAGGGAGUUGCUGGAGGCGAUUAAGACUGCGGCGAAUAUCAUUGAAGCGCAAGAACUGGCCGCGUAUGAGACUGAAGUUGAAACAGAGCGUGAAGAAGCUCAGGUUCAGGAUACGGAGGAGGAGUGGAGCUUGAUGGAUUGA
Molecule: messenger RNA, 480 nt
Organism: Morchella sextelata
Lineage: Eukaryota; Fungi; Ascomycota; Pezizomycetes; Pezizales; Morchellaceae
Exons: 2
Coding region: 1-480 (159 amino acids)
Source: RefSeq, a predicted model, not a curated record